Messenger RNA from Raphanus sativus (radish), 938 nucleotides. Its product is annotated as zinc finger protein 6. NCBI's taxonomy places the organism in Eukaryota, Viridiplantae, Streptophyta, Magnoliopsida, Brassicales, Brassicaceae. The transcript is spliced from 2 exons. Gene Ontology annotation, cellular component: nucleus. Gene Ontology annotation, biological process: trichome morphogenesis; cytokinin-activated signaling pathway; gibberellic acid mediated signaling pathway. Bases 113 to 769 code for a protein of 218 amino acids. The record is from RefSeq and is a predicted model, not a curated record. Gene Ontology annotation, molecular function: transcription cis-regulatory region binding; DNA-binding transcription factor activity.
AACUCAGGGGUUGAUCCCAUUUGAGUCUUUAUUCUCCUCUUUCCAUUUACAAAAAGACUUGUAAACCUCCCUCUCUCUUUGUCUCCCCCUCUUUUUAGCUGUACAUACAAAUAUGGCGACAGAUGCAUCCUCUUUGAAACUCUUUGGCAUAAACCUUCUUGAAACAACCUCGGAUCCAGAUCAAUCGCCCGAACCAAGAUCCGGACCUGAACCCGAAUCACGGAAGUACGAGUGUCAAUACUGUUGCAGGGAGUUUGCGAAUUCUCAAGCUCUUGGUGGUCACCAAAACGCUCACAAGAAAGAGCGUCAGCUUCUUAAACGUGCACAGAUGCUAGCCUCUCGUGGUAUGCCACGUCACAACAACUAUCACCCUCACAUGAAUCCGCUUCUCUCCGCCUUCGCGCCUCCGCAUAUGAUGCUCUCUCCUUCCUCGACUUCUAAGUGGCUCUAUGGUGAGCACGUGUCCUCACAAAAGGCCGUUGGCCCCAUGUAUUUUUACGGUGGAUCCGAAAGAAGGGGGGUUUACGGCGGUGGGAUGGAGACUAUGGCCGGAGAAGUUAGGGCUCACGGUGGAUCUUUGCCGGAGAUGAGGAGGUUUACCGGAGAGAACGAUCGUAUUAGCGAAGUCAAGUUAGAUAAUGGUUCCACACAGAAUGUGAUCUAUGUGUAUGCUCUUUUGGUUUGGAUCAUUUUAUUUAACCUGGACUGGUGGUCGGAGAAGGUUAAGCCAACAUAUCCUGAUCGAGAUAAAAACUGGGUUUAUUUGUAAUUAAACUACUAGAUCUUGACCCGCCCAACCGGGCGGGUAUUUAUUUUAUGUUUUUAGUUUUUUAUUUAUAAAUGAUAUAUUUGUAAUAUUUAAACAUAAAUUUAGAUUGAAAAUUAAUAUUUGUAGUUAUAAUAAAAAUUAAAAGUUUUAAAAAAUAUUCUGAUAUAAA